AAGCUGGUCUGUGUACAUGUCCAAGAGUGUUUAUAAAGAACCCCGUGCUUGGCUUUUAACGUUGGGUACUUUUAUUUUUGUUGUAUUAUGGUGUGACUUGGGAAUAGAAAAGGAGAAAGAGGAGAUAAGAGAAGAAAUAACAUUCUUAGAGAAGAAGAUUUCAAAAAUAAAGAAACAGAGCAACGUUGGAGAAAGUCACGCAGGUUUACCUUCCGCUUUGGACAACUAGAGAAGUUUUUGUAUAGGAACGCAUAUUUCCCUCGUGAUCCUGUGGAAAUUUUCAAAGUCUGGAAAGCAACUGUUUAUUUGUAAAACAGUUCCUUGUCUGUUUGUUCCAAAAGUCACACGGCACCGCCAUUAUAGACUUUUAUCGUAUUACAAGAGCUUCUUUGGUAAAACAGACUGAAUCAAAAUUGGCGAGCAAGUGAAGGUUUUGGAGGCAUAAAGAAGUGAAGUCAAGUUGGUCUUCUUAUAUAAACUAGUACUCUUUUUACAAACGAAACACCCCUUGAGGUUCUUCAGAGUGGAACAGAAUAUUCCAAGAACACUACAUCACUGGGCAAAUACACGACACUUAAGCUGACCCAUAACUAAACUUGCUGAAUAAAAAGUACUGAAAAUAGGUUAUAUUGUGCUACCACAAUAAAAUUCAUGUGGCAACUGUUAAUAACUUUUUGGUUGGGAUUGAAUUCUACGGCGCCACUUUCAAGACGCGCAUUUUUUAUUCUACCACAUGAAAUGCUCUCGUCAA
Molecule: messenger RNA, 751 nt
Organism: Galdieria sulphuraria
Lineage: Eukaryota; Rhodophyta; Bangiophyceae; Galdieriales; Galdieriaceae
Exons: 1
Coding region: 17-229 (70 amino acids)
Source: RefSeq, a predicted model, not a curated record